AUGUAAGUUGAUCAAAACUAGCACUUUCAAUCAGAAAUGACUCCGGCUCCCAACGAUGACUUACUGUCUUAGGUGGUUUAUCCGCCAACACGUGAUUAAUCGAUGUAAGUAGGAUCACCCAAUUCAAAAGUAACUCCUCCUUAAUAAAUUGUUCAACAUGUUCCUUUUCGACGACAGCCAAAACCAGAGAAACCUGUUAAUAAUCCCUAAUUGAAUCAAAUCAGUAACUUUUUCGAUUAUGAUUGUAGUCUAACAAAUAGAUUCGAAUCACCCAAGCAUUAUAACAUGCGGUUAUUGUUAACGCUAAGUCCAAACGGUUAUAAAGUAUGAACCAGGCGCAGGAACAUACCUAAUAGGAGGUUUAUUGGCAAUUGUAGGUCUUUGGUUUGGGUAUGUAUAAAAUUAAAUUUAAAGCUGCUGUUUAAUACCUUGCUUUAUAGAUGAUUGCAAAGAUGUACUUCAUUUUUGUCCUUCAUGUUAAGGCAAAAUUGCAAAGAAGAGAUUUAUUUUUGAUUGA
This is a messenger RNA of Paramecium octaurelia, 517 nucleotides long. The record is from the annotation of a GenBank genome assembly. Lineage: Eukaryota; Ciliophora; Oligohymenophorea; Peniculida; Parameciidae.